AUGGCUUUGACUGAGGGCAACAUCGAUUCUAAAAACAAUUCAGUGCAACGCUACAGCGAGGUUCUCGGUACAGAUAUCGUGAAAACCGUGGUUGGAGGCUCUGGCACCAACAAAGUCAAAUUCGCUAUCCGCCGGAAGAUCCUCUGCGCUAGAGUACCAUUUUUUAAGUGUAUGUUUAUGGGCGAUUUUGCUGAGGCUACCACACAGUCCGCUGCUCUUCCUGAAGAUGACCCCGACGCAUUCCGACUAUUACUUACGUGGCUCUACACUGGUAGCAUCGCCAGUGAGAAUUUUCCCGAUGAUAGCUUUCUUAUUCCUCUCUCAACCUUGUUUAUCCUUGCCGAGAAGUACAAUGUGUCAGCUCUUAUGGACUCAUCAAUCGAUCGCAUUAUUCUGGCCUAUGCUAUUGGGAACCCUGAUAAUACUACGAUAGAUAUGGAUGGUUGGAGUAGUGAGCAGAUCCAAAAUAUAAUGUACGAUAGCAUUGAUUUUGCACGGGAUGUCAGUCAGCUCCUGAGGGGAAGAUUAGGACAAAGUGUUCAGUCUCCGUUCAUGGAACCUGAUUGCGACUAUCAUCAACACAAGAAGGACGAGCCAUGCCUAUAUGGUGGAAAGUCAACUGCAGCAUAG
Messenger RNA from Sclerotinia borealis F-4128, 630 nucleotides. The record is from the annotation of a GenBank genome assembly. Lineage: Eukaryota; Fungi; Ascomycota; Leotiomycetes; Helotiales; Sclerotiniaceae.